AGAGAAGGGAGGAAGCUUGUGCUUGUGCUGUCUUUUCCUUCUUGUGGCUGCAGGUGAAGCAAAGCACGGUCUACGCGUGAAGUCAAGAUGGGUCAGCAGACUUCCAGAUCUCGUGGUGCUCAUCAGCCCGUCAGCAACAUCAUCCGUGUGCGAGUCACUCAUGAUGGCAGAAGAGGCGGCGAGAAAAGUAAGCUGUCACUUCCCUUUCCCCUGGCUGCACGUCUGACACACUGCACAUGUGGAUCUGUGUUGCGUUCAGUGAGCAUCGUCGGCAGCCGUGGUCGUGGCCGCGGUCACCUGCUGAAACCUCUGCUCGUGGAGCCGCGCAGCCCCGGUGAGCGGGCGACUCGCGGCAUCGAGAUCGAGAUGGCAGAUGCGUCAACGUGGCGGCGAAAAAGGAAAGGCGCCAUCACAGACACAUCAGGGGAGGAAGAGACCACUGCACUGACCGGUGAGAGCGAGCGAGCAAGAUCACGCAGCGAGGCAUGUGCACAGGUCCUCACGUCUUGUCUGUGUAUCUGUGUGUCUGUGUGUCUGUGUGUGUGUUUUGGGUCGUGACAGCAUGAUGGCGUCAGGAGCAGUGUAGCCUUUACUGCGUAGAGAAGUGCGUCACUGUUGGCCUCCAGGAGAAGUGUUCCGGUUCAUGGGCCCCGAUAUAUGGCACAUGCCUUCCGCCGUGCCACUCAUCGCGACACUGUGCCCUUCACUUGGGUGGAUCAAUCAAUCGGUAUUGCCCGUUUUUGCGUGGUUCCUGGAUGUACACAAUGGUCUUUUGUAAGUGAUGUGCCUGCUGGCGGGAGCGGCAAAUAGCCGCAGCCAGGCGGUGUGUAUGUGUUGCGGCGUGCUGGGGCAUGCCCUCGUUUCACUGCUGCGUGAUCCCACAACAGGCGAGGCAGCAGGAUGGUAGGUAGAGCGUGUUGCGUGCGUCUAUGAGUGUUUGUGUGAAUCAGUGGAUGACUGCACUGCAUGUACUGUAACCACCGGACGUACAGAGCAUGAGCACUGCAGUGCAAUUGAUGACACACG
Messenger RNA from Vitrella brassicaformis, 1026 nucleotides. NCBI's taxonomy places the organism in Eukaryota, Vitrellaceae. The record is from the annotation of a GenBank genome assembly.